This is a messenger RNA of Diplodia corticola, 942 nucleotides long. RefSeq lists its product as uncharacterized. NCBI's taxonomy places the organism in Eukaryota, Fungi, Ascomycota, Dothideomycetes, Botryosphaeriales, Botryosphaeriaceae. The record is from RefSeq and is a predicted model, not a curated record. The transcript has 2 exons. Bases 1 to 942 code for a protein of 313 amino acids.
AUGCAAGAUGACGCCUGUCCAAAUUACUGCAAGUCGGUUGGCGAUGCUGUCGUGCCCUGCUCAGACGGCACGUGGUGUUGCAGUGUCGCAGGCAUUGACGGCAUUGGUGAUACCUCGUGCUGCACCAAUGCCGACCAAACCUUCCGUUUGGACUGGGGAGCCCUUUUCCUGCCGGCUCGAAACACGGACGACGACGACGACGCCGCAGAUGACGCCGCCUACGGAUCUCGUCUCACCAACAACCGAUUAGCCCCUCGUGCCACAACAACAGUCUCGACUGCGGCCACCUCCUCCACCUCGUCCAUCUCAACCAACGGCGUCCUACUCGCCACCCAAGCCGACGAUGACGACACAGACACGAACUCGAAGAAGUGCCCGCCCGACCGCAGCGCCAUCGUCGGCCUCUCGGCGGGCGUGCCGCUAGGCGCCUGCCUGCUAGCUGCGCUGGCCGCCAUCUUCGUGCUGCUCGGCCGCGACCGCAAGGCCCGCGACCGCAUCCGCGCCCUGACCGAGUCUGCCCGCGAGGAGCGGGAGCGCGUCGCCCGCGAGCACAUUGUCCCACGCGUGUACGCCGCAUCCUACCACGCUCCGACGUCGCUCGGCACCCCCAGCGUGUCAAGGUUCGGCCACAACCACAGCGGGAGCGUGGUGGGCAGCAGUCCGAUCUUGACCGGGCCGUCGCCCCAGACCCCGGAGGGUCGGCAGGAUGGGUUCGAGGGCUUCGACGGGUACGUGGACGAGGGAGGCUUGGUCCCCGGGGGCGAGGGUGGCCACCACGGUGGCGCGAGGCAUGUCAGUUGGGCGACUAGCGCGGGUGGUGGGAGCAGAGUGGCUGGGACGCACGAAAGCUGGACGACCGGUGGGGGAAGCAGCUCAUGGGCAUACGAGUAUGACAACGAGCCGCACGGAUCAAGGAAGGAGAGGUUUGAGAUGACCCCUUAA